Messenger RNA from Morchella importuna, 1032 nucleotides. RefSeq lists its product as uncharacterized. The record is from RefSeq and is a predicted model, not a curated record. Bases 1 to 1032 code for a protein of 343 amino acids. The transcript has 5 exons. NCBI's taxonomy places the organism in Eukaryota, Fungi, Ascomycota, Pezizomycetes, Pezizales, Morchellaceae.
AUGGUUGCCCCAACUACCUUUCUCACCUUCAUCAACCCAGACACCAAAUAUGUUUUGUCAACACCCAAUUAUCCUGAUAUGGAAUUGUUGGAUCCCUAUGAAAAGGGAGCUCCUCAAUCAGUUAAGAAGAGUAGAGAAUUGAGCCACAGCAAGGCUCACAUUAGGGCACAUUUAGAAACACUAUUUCAAAAUCCUAUUGCUGAAAAGGAUGCCACAUUGAAGCCAGCCAAAAGACAAGGGUUUCAUUGGGUAUUUGAUAAAAGGGCAAGGAGUUUAAAGGAUACAUCUACCCUUGGUCACUUAUCACAGAAGGACCAACAUGACUUGAGGGUGUUUCUUAGUACUGGUGAGAUAUAUGCUGAAUUAAGCAAGAACCAAUACAAAUCCAGCACAUCUAGUUCAGAUAGUGAGGGUGAUGUUAUCACCAAAACACCUCAACACAAUCUUCCCAGAAGCUCUUUCAAUCCCAUAAAUGGCAAAACACCAAAAAACAUCAGCAGGACCCCAAAGCCCCAUCCAACAAUUGAGUUGAAAAAGCCCAAACCACUGAAUCAAUUGGGUGCUGGGGAACAUAGUGUGCACCCCAAACAAACAUGUUCACCACAUCCAUCAAAAACAUCAGUUGGGUUGGGUAAAAGACAAAGACUUGAUGACAAGGAGGGUGAUAGUGAAAUUGGUAUUAGUAACAAACAAAUCAAACUCCAAACCCCCAAAUCCAUACCCAAAACAAUGGGCCCUACAUCAGGUAAUAAAACACAAAAUUUGAUGAGGAGUGGUGCCAUUGAUGAUAAUGUGCUUAUGAAAGCUAUGUUUAGUGGUGCAUCAGGUGUUAGAGACUUGAUUGAUUCCACUUUGAAGUCAAAGGCACAGGAGUUUGAUUUGGAGAAAAAAAGGCUGGUGUUGGAGAAGAUUGAAUUGCAGGAGAAAUUGGAUGCCAUGAGUGAGCAGGUGCAAAGAUUAAAGGAGCAGGUUAACACUUUGGAGGAGAUUUGUAUUCCACCUGAAUUCAUGGAAAGACUUGGUGCUUUGUAA